This is a messenger RNA of Phalacrocorax carbo (great cormorant), 10417 nucleotides long. NCBI's taxonomy places the organism in Eukaryota, Metazoa, Chordata, Aves, Suliformes, Phalacrocoracidae. The record is from RefSeq and is a predicted model, not a curated record.
GGGGGGGGAGCCCGGAGCGGCGGCGGAGGGCGGUGGGGCGAGAGCGGGAGUGGCGCGGAGGGAGCGGUGCGUUUGCUGCCGGGAAGGGACGCGCACCGGCGGCCGGCCGGGCGAGCAGAGGCGGUUCCGCUCUUGGCGGAAACAAGAAACGGGAAAGGAAGGGAGCGGCAGUGGGAACCGGUAUCGGCGGCCACCAUUAGCGGCGGCGGGAGGAGGAGCGGCAGGCACGGGGGUCUGCAGGCGGAGCGGAGCCUGGGUGCCGCCGCCGGCAGCGAGCGGGAGCGUGCCUGCCGCCGCCUCCCUCUAAUUUGUGGGUGGCCGCCGCUGCCCGCCAGCCAGCCGGGGGGCUUCCCUGGAGCCGGGGCGAGGCUGGCUGUAUCAUUGUCACGAAAAGAGUUCGAACUGCUGUUGCUUGCUUUCUGGCCUAAAGACUGAUCUGAGUGCAGUACGUAAGAUGGAGCAAUUAUCAGAUGAAGAACUUGACCAUGGUGCAGAAGAAGACAGCGAUAAGGAAGAUCAGGAUCUGGACAAGAUGUUUGGGGCCUGGCUGGGGGAACUUGACAAACUCACACAGAGUUUGGAUACAGACAAGCCUGUGGCACCAGUGAAGAGAUCACCUCUCCGUCAGGAAACCAAUCUUGCCAACUUCUCAUAUCGCUUCUCCAUGUACAAUUUGAAUGAAGCCCUGAAUCAAGGGGAGACUGUGGAUCUAGAUGCCCUCAUGGCUGAUCUCUGUUCCAUAGAGCAGGAGCUCAGCAGCAUUGGGUCUCAUUCAGCAAACAAUGCUGCAGUCAAACGCCUUGCCACAGAAUCUAAAGCUCAGAAACCAUCUGCUAGCCGACCUUCUACUAAGCACAGCAGCAUGAAAGGAUUAUCCUCCUCAUCUGGUAAGGUGACUAAACCAUCACAUGCCAACGUGUCUUUGGAUGACAUCACUGCACAGUUAGAGAAGGCCUCUUUGAGCAUGGAUGAGGCAGCCCAACAGUCUGUUGCAGAAGACACCAAACCAGUAGUUACUGCUCAGCACAGGAGGACAGCAUCUGCUGGCACAGUGAGUGAUGCUGAGGUGCGCUCAAUCAGUAACUCCUCCCGCUCCAGCAUAACCUCUGCAGCUUCCAGCAUGGACUCCUUGGAUAUUGAUAAGGUGACAAGACCUCAGGAACUGGACUUGACAUCACAGGGGCAACCGAUCACUGAGCACUCCUAUUUGGACAGGGAAACCUCCCUCCUUCUGAGAAACAUUGCAGGAAAGCCUUCUCAUUUGCUGACCAAGGAGGAACAAGCUGCUAAACUCAAAGCUGAGAAGAUUAGGGUUGCUUUAGAGAAGAUUAAAGAGGCACAAGUGAAAAAGUUGGUGAUCAGAGUCCAUAUGUCUGAUGACAGCUCAAAAACAAUGAUGGUGGAUGAGAGGCAGACAGUCAGACAAGUAUUAGACAAUCUGAUGGACAAAUCGCAUUGUGGUUACAGUUUAGACUGGUCAUUGGUGGAAACCAUCUCUGAAUUGCAAAUGGAAAGGAUCUUCGAAGAUCAUGAAAAUUUAGUUGAAAACCUUCUGAACUGGACAAGAGAUAGUCAAAACAAACUAAUGUUUGUGGAACGUAUAGAGAAAUAUGCACUUUUCAAGAAUCCCCAGAACUAUCUUCUAGGGAAGAAAGAAACCUCUGAGAUGGCAGACAGAAAUAAAGAGGUGCUGCUAGAGGAAUGUUUCUGUGGAAGUUCUGUGACUGUGCCAGAGAUUGAGGGAGUUUUGUGGCUCAAAGAGGAUGGUAAGAAGUCUUGGAAGAAACGUUACUUUCUUCUUCGAGCUUCUGGCAUCUAUUAUGUCCCUAAAGGGAAGGCAAAGGUCUCGCGGGAUCUCGUGUGCUUUCUACAGCUAGAUCAUGUCAAUGUUUACUAUGGACAGGAUUAUCGGAACAAAUACAAAGCACCCACAGACUAUUGUUUAGUGCUAAAGCAUCCUCAGAUCCAGAAGAAAUCCCAGUAUAUAAAGUAUCUUUGCUGUGAUGAUGUAAGAACUUUACACCAAUGGAUCAAUGGCAUCCGCAUUGCUAAGUAUGGGAAGCAACUAUACAUGAACUAUCAGGAAGCAUUGAAGAGAACAGAAUCAGCAUAUGACUGGACUUCCUUGUCUAGCUCCAGUAUCAAGUCAGGCUCCAGCUCAUCUAGUUUGCCAGAAUCUCAAUCAAAUCAUUCUAAUCAGUCUGACAGUGGAGUUUCUGACACCCAGCCAGCCGGACAUGUCCGUUCCCAAAGCAUUGUCAGCUCCAUGUUCUCUGAGGCCUGGAAACGAGGCACUCAACUGGAGGAAUCCAGCAAGGCCCGAAUGGAGCCUGCAGGUCGGCCCUUCGUGUCUGUGGCACCUCCUGUGUCCCCACAGACAAAAGUGGCGACGCCCUAUGCAGCAUCUCAGCCCUCCCCCCCGCUGCCCCCACCGCCUCCCCCACCCCCGCCUCCCCCGCCCCCCCCUCCCCCGCCCCCACCCCCGCUCCCCAGCCAGGCUGCCCCCUCUGCGGGCUCCCCCGCCACCAUGUUUGUCAAGUACAGCACCAUCACCAGGUUGCAGAACGCUGCCCAGCACAGCGGGCCCUUUUCCAAAGCUGCUGCUGCACAGCAGGCCCCCCCACCCCCCCCACCCUCGGGAAAGCCUCAGAUACUGGUGCCCCCCAACGGGGUCAUGCCACCUCCCCCCCCGCCGCCACCUCCCCCCACACCGGGCUCUGCCAUGGCGCAGCUGAAGCCAGCACCUUGUGCCCCCUCUGUGCCACAGUUCACACCACCGCCACCGCCCCCCAAAAUCCAUCAAGUUCAACCAAAUAUAAGCCAGGCCACCUCUGCCUCCUCACUGCCACCACCACCUCCUCCUGUGCCUGCCCCACCACCGCCCCAGGCACCCCCAAAGCCUGUCAUGGCAGCUCUCCCCCCACAGCCUAGUGGGAAGGUGGCACCACCAGGGGUCACACAUGUCACCCCCCCUGUGCCAGCUCCCUUGCCCCUUGCAAUAAAGAAACAACCAAGUGUCACCUCUCCCCAGGUACCUCCACUGCCCCCGGCCCCUCCUGGCCCCACUCCCCCACCGACGUUCCCAAAGCAGCAGAGUUUCUCUGUGAAGCCUCCUCCAUCCCCUCAGUCCCCAGUGCCAUCGGUGGUGAAGCAGAUAGUUAGCCAGUUCCCGCCUCCUCCCACCCCACCUGCUACUGAGCCCCAGCCUCUGAAACCCCUUCCACUGAGUGUGGCUCCACAGUCGCCUCCAGCAGUGAAGGCAAAGCCCAAAUGGCAGCCCACAUCUGCUCCCUCACCAGAUUUCCCCCCUCCUCCACCAGAGAGCAGCUUAGUGUUUCCUCCUCCACCUCCUUCCCCAGCUUCCUCUGCAGGUUCUCCCCCCCCUGACAAAUCAGGGUCUCCGGUCAAAAAGACCAGCAAGAUAUCAAGCCCUGGAGGGAAGAAACCACCUCCAACACCUCAGCGAAAUUCAAGCAUCAAGUCCACCAGCUCCACUGAGUACCAUGAGUCCAAGAGACCUUCAGUGGACCGCCUUGUCAGCAAAUUUGCACACCCACCAGAGCCGUCAGGGUCUCCUUCCAAGGAGUCAUCGCCUCCUGCAGCCCCUCCAAAGCCAGGAAAGCUGAACCUUUCUGGGGUGAGCCUGCCCAUUGUCCUUCCGCAAGGAGGCAUCCUGGUGAAGGCUUCUGCUCCGGGUGUGUCUGGGAAGGAACCUGUGGUCGAAUUCCCUUCUCCACCGUCCGAUUCAGACUUUCCACCACCACCACCUGAAAUAGAUCUUCCUCUCCCGCCAGUUGAGAUCCCAUCUGUGUUUUCAGGCAGCACCUCCCCAAAAGUCGCUGUUGUCAAUCCCCAGCCUCAGGUGUGGUCAAAACCAUCUGUGAAAAAAGCCCCACCACCCACACGUCCCAAGCGGAAUGACAGCACUCGACUGACACAGGUAGAGGUCGCAGAGCCACCAGGGUCAGCUGGCCCUCAAGUGCCCACUUCACCCAAGUCCAGCCUUAGCGUUCAGCCAGGAUUCCUGGCAGACCUCAACCGGACACUGCAGCGGAAAUCCAUCACCCGGCAUGGCUCCCUCUCCUCCGCGCGGAUGUCCAGAACAGAGCCCACAGCCACCAUGGACGACAUGGCCCUGCCUCCGCCUCCGCCAGAGUUGCUGGCUGACCAGCAGAAGACGAGCAGCUUUGGAGGCAGUCAUAUAUCCGGCUAUGCAACGUUACGGAGGGGGCCACCCCCUGCUCCUCCCAAAAGGGAUCAGAACACCAAGCUGUCUCGGGACUGGUAGUCAGUCCCCAGGGGCCGGUGCUCUCCGUGACUUGUGGGCCGCUCCAUGAUCGGCCAGCCUAUGAUCUUGCGCACUUGGAGAGAACGUGGGGACGUGGAUGAUAGCCCCAUCAAAGGAGGUGAUCUCAAACUGUAGCUAAGGCUAAAUAUAAAGACCUUCCCCUUUUAUGGCUAGGCCAAAAAAGUUGGGGGCUUGGGGGUGUCAAUAUUUUAUUGGGAAAGGUGGGUAGAGAGGCAUUGACUCACCCUUUCAAUUUCUUUUACCCUUCAUAUGGAUUGGACCAAAAACCCGUUUUCUUACUUUUUCUGCAUUUAGGGGUAGGGGGGGGAGAUAAAUUUUUGUAGUGUCUGUCCAUGUGAGACCUGUUUGUGCAUGUAUUAUAAGUGUAGGUAUAUAAUAUAUUGUGAUAUACUUCGUCGCAAUUAUAGAAGAUAACCAGAAUGUUUUUGUAGAACCGUAUUUAUUGUUUCAGUCACUAUAUUAUCUGGAAUGGGACUCCGUAACUAGUCAAAUCUUACCACAAAGAUGAAGAUGUAGGGGGCACUUUAAAGAAAGGAAGGAAAAAAAAAAAAACAAAACAAAGCAAAAAAAAAAACCUCCCCCCACAAACUCUCAGCAGUUUGUGGUGGGUAAACGGUGCAGAUCUGAGGUGUUCUGCUAGUAACUGUAUAUUGUCCAUUGAAUGAAAAAUGCAGAUGCAACAUACCAAAACAUUCUGGUCGUAGUACUACUGAAAAUGAGUAUGUUUUGGGAAGAAAAUAGAUUUUAUAUAUAGUGGGCUGGAGUGAAAUAUAUUUAUACUAUAAAGAGCCUCCCCCUCCCUUCUAAAUAGUUUAAAUAUAUACACUGCUACAAAUUAUUUCAAAGUUAUUUGUCCAUGCAGUAAGUAGGAUAAAUAUAUAUUAUUCCAAUCCAUUAUGCAUUCUAACUUCAUCGUAGGCUCGAUCUUUUGUUUUUAUGGCUCGAGAUGAAUAUAUUUGUGUUAACCCCUUCUGAAAGCUGCCAGGACUCCUGCAACCAAUGCCGACCCACAAGGCUGACCCACGCCAAUACAUCACUUGUACGUGUAGUUCUUUCCCUGAAGGAACAGGUAGGUUUCCGUGGAUAGUGUUAUGCUCUCGCACAAACAUACGCAGCGUACAGUCUCACCUUGUCUGUGCCUGGUAAGAUGUAUUAUCUUCACCAAAACAAGUGUCUGGAAACAUUGAAAGAAAGUCUUAUUUGUAAUUCAUUAGAAACCAUCAGGAAACUUUCCCUUCGAGAAGGAGAGAAGGGAGUGGUAACUUCAGGCCAAGCACAGUGCGAAUUCUCUCUCUUUUCUUUGACCUGCCAGAGACUGCGACCAAUGCAUAAACCUGUUAAGUACAAAGUUGCACUUCUAGCAGUCAAGGGUGAAGACUGGAAAAAACCUCAACCUUGAGAGGCAAUAACAUUUGCUAAUAAUUUAAUUUAAGGGCCCGUAUGAGUAGGAAAUAGACUGUCAUAUUUGCUUUGGGUUUUUUGGUUGCCACCGCUUCACAGUCAAUCAUCAGAGCAAGUACUAGAGUCCUCUUUCUUGUACUUCCGUAGCUUGAUAGUACAGUCUUACCCACGUAUUCGGACACUGUGAUAAGGUGGUGUAGUUAGUCUAAGUGGUCUUAUGUAGCGUGUGUGGUCAUUACAGGGUAGUGUUACGCAGCCUGUGUAACGUAACUAAAACUCUCAGACUGCACCUACCCCAUCUUCGGUUGUUAACAACAUCCCUCGUCACCGUGGGGAUACUGUCAAGGCUCAGAUGGCAAAUGAUUUUACUGUUUACCUUUUCUCCAAAAGCAAAUUCAAAAUGCUUUCUUUCCCCCAAAUAAUGAAGCAAAGGAAGCAGCCUGACCUGACAGUAUCCUCAAGAGUGUAAAAAAGUUGUAAAAUAAUCUCUCAUUAGUGUAAGUCAGGCUGAUAGACUUCAGACAUAUCGUGACAGUGUCCCCCAUUCCUUUUUUUUAAGUGUUUUUUAAAAAAUCCAAAUAAUAAAAUAAAUGUCUUUGUGAAUAAUUUAUGAAUAGGAAAAAAGCUUUGCUAAUUAGAGGGGAAAAUGACAUCUAUAACUAUAUAGUUUUAAAAACGUGCAUCAUAAAAAGAGAAAAAAUAAUGGUGCUGUCUCUGCUGACCUGUUUCGUAUGAUUUUUUUAAAAUCUGUUUCAGCACCGCUGGAAAUUGUUUUAAUAUUUCAGACUAGUUGUUUUGAGCAAUAAGAGUAUAUACCAUUGUGUGCAUUUUAAAAGCACUGCUAUGGAAAGGCACUUUUUUGUAUCUUUCAAAUUGUUCACAAAGUUUUGUUUCUACUAUUUUUGUGCUUAUGAAGUGUCCUUAAAAGCAUUUGCAUUGUUGAUUUUAAGCAUGCUCAGUGUAGCUGGUGAAUAACUUCACAGGAAGGUUGUUAAGCUAUACUGCAAUUCAUGGGUGCUGUAAUUUUCAACAUUGGUCCUCCUGCUGCGUGGUACUGUGUGCCGCUCCGGGGGCUCACACCCACCCGUGGAGCAAAAGGUGCGGAGGCACAGCCGUAACUCCCAGCUGUCACUGUUGGUGGGUGGGUGGACAUGAUCUCGUACUGCCUGGCAAGACGCAUCUGGGCUGAUGCAGCCUGCGCUCCCAGAUAAGAGCAGUCAGGGAAUUCUGCGUGCCCCAUCUGGUUUCCUUUUCUCCCGAGAAAGCUCCACUGGUGUGUGUCAGUUCCAGCCUUUUUUCUUUUGUUCACUCUGUGCGGGUACCUCUGGGCUUUGGACUCAGCAGAGCAAUGUUGUGAGUGCAAUUUCUUCAGAGGCAUUUGAGCUUUGUUCUCAUUUUCCUGUGCCCAAGUUCACUUGCCCAGUAUCUCUCCCCAGACAAUGAAUCCAUGCCUGCUUACUGCUGCAGACUGGGAGACUGACGUUUAACUCUUAAGUUUGCAGCAAAAAGAAUGAACGUCAGCAAAGGUGGCACCCUGUAUUCCUUCCUGUUACGACUUCCUUCCUAUGCCAGUAGCGAUACAGAAGUAGCGAUGGCUGCAGCUUGCUUCCUCUCAGCUGAGCACUGAAAUUUGGCUGCAGUGUGGUUCAGACAACCUGGUUGCCUUUUCAGCUUGAGACCCCUCAUUGUAAGUUGCUUUUCCAGUGUAUUUACUGUUUCUGUGACAGUAAGUAUUUAUGCCUUAUUUGCAAGAAAGUUAUUUUUCCCCUUGUGCACUGAUCUUGUAAUUGCACCGUUAUAUUUCUUUAAAUCGGAAAACAAAGGGGCCAGAUGUCAGACACACAGCAAGAAGCUUCCUGCUACAACGAUAGCCUGUAAUCCUUUUGGCACUAUUAAAAUGAGCAUGUGAGAGCUGAGCUUUCAUAUUCUGGACACAAAGAUAGCAGCUCCUUUGAUCCUAAAAUACGAAGGAGAGUACAGCUGUAGUUGUAUUAUGUGAUGAAAGCUGUGGCCUUUGACCCUUGUUAAGGUGGGUGUCAGGGAAAGCCCCACUGCUGCAGGGGCAGCUGAGAGCAUACAGCUGCAUUCAUUAAUCUGUUCCAGAUUUGGUCUUCGUCUCCUCUCUGCCAUGCAGCGGUAGCAUCCACCUCCAUGAGCCGCAGAGUCCCUCCUGUUCAGCUGGGUUUCUCUUUGCCUGCGGCACAGGUGGAGAAAGCAGGGAUCUUGUCUUCUCAGACACUUUCAUUGUAAUUCACGUCUUGGGGAGUUGCUUUGGAAGGGAAAACUAGGCUCUUGUACCAGCACUAGUCUUAGAGGAGAAACUACUUUUAAAAACACAGGUUCUAAACAACCCCUAGGUAAUGCAUUUGAGGUGGAGAUGCUGGUGGUUCUGUUUUGUCUUUCAAAACCUGUGGCUGGGAAGGAGGUUAGGCGUAAGUCUCCCAUAGAAAAUAACAACAGGAUUGUUUCAUUGUAAGAGGAAAGCUCCUGCUUCCCCCCGUGCAGUGGUUUCCUCCUGCGGCAAACCACUGCUAGCUCUGACUUGGUGCAUGACCUCAAAGCCAAAGAGCUCCUCUCCUGAACUUACUCUGCAGUUUCCCACAGGGCAACGGUGAGUGACGGACACAUCAGGGAAACGCAGUGAAGGUACCUGGAUCGCUUUGGUUUCAGGUCUGAUGGGAGAGGGAGCAGUUUUUUCAAGUGCAUUUACAGAUUUACUGGGCUGGACUUGCACAUUUAAAAGUUUUCUAAUUUCUUCUUUCUGUGCCCUUAGGCAACCCGAUAACUCAGAUCGGCUCAGAGAUAAAAGCAUGGCCAGUUUUUUCUCUGAGUUUGAGUUUUUUUUUUUCCCACAGUAAGGAGUCAAAAGUGCCAUUUCAACAGCAGAAGGGCAAAAGAAAAAUUCUCUGCCUAUUACAGAAAACUGCAUAGCACUAAAUUGCUUUACUUCAGUGGUACCAUUGCAGGUAAAUUUGUUUCUUAUUUAGAGUAUAAUUGAGUCUUACUAUGAUUAGUACUUCAAGUACAGAGUUGCAUUAAAAUCAGUUGCACUCCAGGAAAGCAAUGUAAAUUCCUGACAGAAGGUAGUGAGGAUGCAGCCAGAACAUGUGAGUUUGGGGCUUUAUUUUUUUCCCUUUUUUCAUUGUUAAGUUGUAGGCGAGGUAGUUGUUCAAACAGUGCUCAUCAUCUGGAGGUGAGGGGAGUCUUAUUUUUUUGGGUGAGACUUCUUCCCAAAGCCCAUUUGUGGCUCCUGGCAUUCAGCUUUGCAUUCCCUCGUACAAUCGGGGCGGCCUCCAAACCAGAGAGGAUUUAACACUACAGGGGAUAGUUUCUCUUAGAUGUUUUUGUAAUGUGCUGGUGGGUUUAAAGCUUUUAUUUUGGAAUUAUAAGUAAGAUUGUCUAAAGUUGGGUAAUUUAUCUUUCUGAAAUCUUUCUCCUUCAGUUAAAAACCACCCAUGAAGGCUGACAGAAACCAGUGGUAUGUUGCAGGGGUCAGCACUCACAAUCCACUGAGUCACAGGCUUUGACUAGUUUUGAAAAGUUUAAGACACUAAAGUGCAAGUGAGGUGACAACAGAUGCUUGCCCCUCAUGCUGUAAAUUAAAGUAAUUGCCACUAAAAUGGGCAAAAUGGCAGUUUGGGUUGAUGGCUAUUUGGUGCUCUGAGGCACUCACCAGGGCUCUGUUCAUCACAGGUGUAUCUCUUUGGUGAGCAGAGCUAGAGAAGGUGGAAGACCAGGCGGAACCGGAACUGGUGCUAUAUGCACCAUCCCCCAUGGCAGGGAUUUAGAGGGAAAUGCGCGAGAAGGAAAGUGACAGAUUUUUUUGAGCCCCCCCCCUUAUUUAAAUACAUAAAGGCGACUUGUCUUUUAGGAGACAGGAAUUGAACCAGCUGUUCCCUACAGUGUAAAAGUUUCCUCCCACCUUUCCUAAGAUGCCAAAGAUGUGUUCAGAGCUAAAUUCCAGGUACGCAGAUGUGCUUGCAGCCACCUCUCCUGAGGCUGAGGUGCCAGGAGCCAAAGUGCUGCCGCGCUGCAGCAGCCGUUUGGCACGAGCACAGGGCUGCCAGGGUUCCAUGUUGUGCAUCUCCUGCUGGUAGCGGGGUACACGCCUGCACGGGGUGGGGGCAAAGGACAGUUUAGCAGACAAACCUGCGCCCAAGGCUCCCUGCUGCUGAUUUGGUGCAGCACCAUAAUGCUUGUACUUCUAAAAGGAAAACUAAAUGCUUUGUCACAAGUUAUAACUGCAAAACUUAGGUCUCCUUCUAGUGGACUGGAGCAGCAGCUUGGUUUAUGGCUUACACUAAUUGUUAGCAGCCACCGGCGCUAUUCUGUACAAUACUGGGGAUGCAAAAGUAAUGAAAAAAGUGUCAUUGCAAUGAUGAUUUGUCUGUGCAGCAAACUUGUGCUGAGUGCUGUAAAUACAUUCAUGUUUACUGCUUUAAAAAGAAAAUUGCACAUUUUCUCUUUCAAUGGGAUUGCCUCCCCUCUUCUUCCCUUUCCAAAAAGAAAAAUCAAAGCUCUUUUAGACUGAUAGCUUCAGGCUGGGAGGAGCUUUGCCAUAUUAUAAAUAUAUAUAAAUAUAUGUAUAAAUAUACUUUUUUAAGCAUGGGAGAGGACAAAAGAAAUACUACAUUAUAGAGUACCCGAUAUAGAUCAUUAUACAAUGGAAUAUGCACAAUUCAAUAAAGAUGUAGUUAAAUUUAAUAA